Molecule: messenger RNA, 2310 nt
Organism: Silurus meridionalis
Lineage: Eukaryota; Metazoa; Chordata; Actinopteri; Siluriformes; Siluridae
Product: WAS/WASL-interacting protein family member 2-like
Exons: 2
Coding region: 1266-1760 (164 amino acids)
Source: RefSeq, a predicted model, not a curated record
ACACUUGUGUGCACAAGUUUGUCCAUAAGCUGUGCUCCUUCCAGUUGCUGUCCAUUUCCGUAAUCUGAACCUUCUGCAUGGUGAGAGACAGCGUCUUUGGUUGUGUGUUGCUGAUUUUACUCACUGCGUUUUCAUGUUAUCACUCAAAUGGGUUUCCUACAAGUUCAUGUCAAAAGCUGUUCCUCUCCUGUAGCUCCAGCACUUAAUAUGUUGUGGCUGUUUAAACACCCAUCAUCUCCUCCUGUCUCCAGCUCAGCUUCAGUGUCUUUAAGCUCAGUCAGAGCAUGUGUGUGUGUGUGUGUGUGUGUGUGUGUGUGUGUGUGUGUGUGUGUGUGUGUGUGUGUGUGUGUACUGAUCACAGGUGUUGUGCAGGUACAGGUCUGUGUCCCGUGUGUUCCUCCAGGCUCCAGGCUCCCUGGUGCUCCCGCGGACUCUCCCUGCGCUGCUGCUGCUGAAACCCGGCUGAGGGUCUCUGUGCCACGGUGUAACUGCUCUCCGUUAAAAGACGUAAAAUGCCCUUGUUUCCAGAAGGACGUGAGCUGCUUCGCUGCUGAGCGGAUUACUGUCACCAUGAUGUGAACUUCCUGAAGCGGACCUGCUCCUCCAUCAUCAUCUCCCGUGUGGAUGCUGGAACACACGCCUCGUGCUGUAGGAGCGGACAGAGGGUCAACAUUUCUGGGUUGCUAUGGUCAGAAACACCUCCACUGCUUUGCUCUUUUGGGAAGCAGAGUAGAUGUUUUCAAACACGACCUUCUCUCUCAUUGCUACCAGAACAUCCUCCACGUGAGCUUCACUUUCUGGCACACACCUGACCACCAUAACGGAGACCCCGUGUCUCCCCCCGGCCACAGAGACCCACAGGGUCCUCACUGCUCUCCACAAUGAAGUGUCUUAGUGUGCUGAUGUAUGUUCCGCUCCUCCACAGAGACAUGAAGAAGAAAUGUUAUUUCAGUUCAGCGAAAAUAACCACCAGAUGCCACCAGAGGGCAUCACACUGCCUGUAAAAGCAUCAUGGAGAAUGUCGAAAUAUUUAUUCCAGCAGAGAACAUUUUCGAGAUUCAUUUAUUUUGGAGGCAAACCUCCUACAAGGCGCGGAGCUUGGAUGGGGAGGAGUCUAGGUGAUUGCCAAGGAGAUGCUUCAAGUAUGAGUAAAGACAAAGUUGUCUGUAAGAGCUGGUGGCUCAGUGGUAAAGGUCUCAGCACCUGUGUGUGAGGUUCUGGGUUCGAGUCUCGAGAGAGAGAGGAAAAAGAAAGAGAGACUCCGAAUGGGUGAGAGACUGGUGCGGAACCGGACCGAGGGCGGAACAGGGGAGAGAGAGAGAGAGAGAGGGCUUAGAGUGACGUCUUUCAAUGCAUCCUCAACUACACCUUGGUGUGGUGUCACUCCGCCCCUUCAGCCAGGACACGCCCACGGACCGAACUUUUCCACCUCACUCCGCCCAUUCAGCCAGGACACGCCCACGGACCGAACUUUUCCGCCUCACUCCGCCCCUUCAGCGAGGACACGCCCACGGACCGAACUUUUCCGCCUCACUCCGCCCCUUCAGCCAGGACACGCCCACGGACCGAACUUUUCCGCCUCACUCCGCCCCUUCAGCGAGGACACGCCCACGGACCGAACUUUUCCGCCUCCUCCGCCCCUUCAGCGAGGACACGCCCACGGACCGAACUUUUCCGCCUCACUCCGCCCCUUCCAGCGAGGACACGCCCACACUCACUCCGUCAAAGCUUCUAGCUUUAAUGCUGUGGUUGGGGUUUGAAUCGGAGCGCUCGUGCUUUGUUCUAGUACAGCAUUAACCCACUGCGCCACGGAGUCUGCUGACCACAACAUCUCCAUCCCACCUUCCUGCUUCAUGCUACAGCGCCACCUUGUACAGAAAACCACCCUCUGUUAAAAGCCUUCCAAAAGGUGUAUUCGAACCUGAACACACACACACACCAUAAACUAAACAAGAGCUUUAACCGCUACACCACAGACGACCAGAAAGAACCAUCUUCAGCUUCAGGAUAAGUUCCUCAUGAACAUGAACGCGCGUGAACCUUCAGAAUUGAAGACAAAAGUCCACUACACGAAUUCUUCAUGUGUUCUUCAUGGUGUAAUGGGUAGAGCAGUGGUUUGGUGUAGUGUUUGUGGAGUUGUAGGAUCGAAUCUAGAUUUUGACCAUUUUAUUAAAUGCUUACAAUAUUUAUUUAAAGUAUUUUAAUCAAAUGUAUUAAUAAAAAAAAUAAAAAAAUGUUGCUAUAGCAGUAGGAAGAUGUGAACACGUGAUAAGUGUAAUUUUUCGGCUUUCCUCAUGAGCACGAGCUCCA